CAACGUUUUCGUGAUGAGAUACUCAAAAUUGAACUCCACACUCUCGUGAGUCCUUCGUGAAACACCUCUUUGGCUAUGGCGGCUAAUCUUCUUCCCGCAUCAAGGUCUUCUACAACGACGUCGUCUCAGGAGAAACGACACCGUUCCAUCUUCGAGGUUCAACCGAACUUCUUCGACUCUUGCCUCCUUCUCCCUUCUCCUCACGCACCCAUUUCCGAGCACCACCACCGCCACAGAAGGCUCAAAACCCUCGAACCAUCAUCGGACGACGUCGUUUUGGACGAUGCCCCUCAAAACGCCGCCGUUUCGGUGCCUAGGUGGACCUGCAAUACCUGCAAGGCGCAAUUCGAUUCCCUUCAAGACCAGCGUUCCCACUUCAAAUCCGACAUUCAUCGAUUCAAUGUGAAGCUGACAAUUGCUGGGAAGAGUAUUGUGAAGGAAGAAGAUUUUGAGGUGCUGACAUCUGAAUUUGUUAAAGACUAUGAUGUGUCUAGUAUAUCUGGAUCAGAGAGUGAUGAUGAUGACAGUGAAAAUGAGUCUCAUAGUCAAAAUCAAGUGCUUGAUAAAUAUGGUCAAAGCUUUAAACAGAAGCUGUUCAUCCGUCUUCAGUCAGGGCAGAGAGUUUCGGUCUGGAAGGGCUUGAUUAUGAAUGUGACUGAUAGUGUGUUGUAUGGGAGUGAAGAAGUGGAGAAAGACGUGUUUGAGAAGCUGAAAUCUCUGACUAUUGAGCCCAGGGAUAAUACUCGUUUGAGAAUCGUUCUGCUUGCGUCGGGCGGGCACUUUGCCGGGUGUGUCUUUGAUGGUGAUGUGGUUGUGGCUCACAAGACUUUUCACAGAUAUGUUGUAAGGGCCAAGGCAGGGAAAAAGCAAUCAUCUAAAGAUGCUUCUGGCAGGCUUGCACAUUCUGCUGGGGCUUCACUUCGUCGUUAUAAUGAACUUGCUCUAAAGAAGGAAGUUCAUGAACUGCUUGCUGCUUGGAGACCUUAUUUUGACGCUUCUAGUUGCAUUUUAAUACACGCACCUUCAAGUAGUCGUCAACUGUUUUAUGAUGGAGAAAGAUCUUAUUUUACCAAUCCGCAAUGUCCUAUUAGAAAUAUUGCUUUGAAUGUUAGGAGGCCAACUUUAAAGGAAGCAAAACGUGUAUAUAGCCACUUGAUGCAAGUAUCCUAUGAAGCAGAUGAGAAUGAGAUUUUACAAAGCAACCAAGAUGACUUGGUACCAAUUCACAUAGCUGAAACAAAUAGCAGCCAAUCCUCCAGCAAAGGGGACAUGGCUGUGUUGGAUGACAAAGAUAAAGCUGAAGCUUGUUCAAGUAAACCAAAUGAUGAACUACGUUUUUCAAGUAAUGAAGAAAGUGAGAAUGAGCUUCCUGGUAAAUCAACUCCGUUACAUGAAGCUGCAAAAUCCACCGACACUCAAAAGGUUAUGGAACUCCUGGAACAGGGCUUGGAUCCUUGCAUCAAAGAUGAGAGGGGACGAACCCCGUAUAUGUUGGCACAAGACAAGGAAGUCAGGAAUACUUUCAGAAGGUUUAUGGCGUCAAAUCUUGACAAAUGGGAUUGGCAUGCUGCAAAAGUGCCUAGUGCAUUGACCAAAGAAAUGGAAGAAUCGCAAGCUGCUAAGCAGGCAGAAAAAGAUGCUAAGAGAAAAGCUAGAGCAAAAGAAUUAAAGAAAUUGCGUAAAGCAAAAGAAAAGAAAGCUCAGGCUGAAGCUGCCUUGCAUAAGAAUGAUUCCAAAAGUGUAGACCAUCAAUUGACUGGUCCAUCAUCAAUUAAGGGACAAUCUCAACUGCAAAGUGGGGUGAAAUUAUCGAAAGAGGAAGAAAUAAGAAGAGCGCAGGCUGAAGAAAGAGAAAAAAGAGCAGCUGCUGCAGAAAGAAGAAUGGCUGCCCUCAAAAUUCAAGGUAAUAGCGCAACCACUGCACCUACUAUUUCAGAGCCUAAAAGUGGAUUAGCCGGUGACAUUUACUGUUCCUGUUGUAAUUCAUCGCUUGCCGGUAAAGUUCCAUUCCACCGGUAUAACUACAAAUACUGUAGCACAUCAUGCAUGCAUGUACACAGGGAGAUCCUAGAAGAUGGAUGACAAUGUCUCAUAUAUUUUAUUUACUAAAUUGUUUUUGGUGCAAGUCAAGAUUGCAGUGGAUAUAUUUUCUUGGUAAAGUAAUCUAGGUUGGGUAAAGGUAGAGAGAAAAGGGAGAGAAAUAGCCAUGUUGGAAGGGCUCAGUGGUGAAUAACAUGAGAUUUUUGAAGGAAAAAGUGUGUUUUUCCAUUCCAACAUUGAUGCAGCUAGAAAUUAUAAUGAUAUAUGCUGCCUUCACUUUGUGCUUUGCCAAACAUGAAAAUAUAGCCAAUGACACUAGCGCGCACGACAUUGAUCUUGGAUCAUUUUCUUGUAUUUUUCCCAGCAUGGGAAUUUGAGUUAAAGUAUACUCCCUUUUUGCUCUCA
Molecule: messenger RNA, 2445 nt
Organism: Lotus japonicus
Lineage: Eukaryota; Viridiplantae; Streptophyta; Magnoliopsida; Fabales; Fabaceae
Exons: 7
Coding region: 76-2082 (668 amino acids)
Molecular function (GO): protein binding
Source: RefSeq, a predicted model, not a curated record